Messenger RNA from Thamnophis sirtalis, 3783 nucleotides. RefSeq names its product signal transducing adaptor molecule 2 (gene STAM2). Gene Ontology annotation, biological process: signal transduction. Gene Ontology annotation, molecular function: phosphatidylinositol binding; ubiquitin binding. Lineage: Eukaryota; Metazoa; Chordata; Lepidosauria; Squamata; Natricidae. Gene Ontology annotation, cellular component: endocytic vesicle. The record is from RefSeq and is a predicted model, not a curated record.
GGCGUGGCCGCGCUGAGGGCAGGGACUGGUGCGAAGUGAGUCGAGUCCUUUGCUGGGGUGUCUGCCGAACCGGACCGCGCCAGGUUGACCCCAACUCCCCACCCCGCCGCCUCGGGGUGUUGCCGUUAAACGUUCGUGCUGCCGCCGCUGUCCAACGUUGUCAUGCCGCUCUUCGCCCCCAACCCGUUCGAGCAGGAUGUGGAAAAGGCUACAAAUGAGUACAACACUGUUGAAGAUUGGGCAGUUAUUAUGGAUAUUUGUGACAAGGUUGGAAGCACUCCUAAUGGAGCAAAAGACUGCCUCAAAGCCAUUUUAAAGAGAGUAAAUCAUAAAGUACCCCAUGUUGCACUGCAGGCACUAACUCUGUUGGGAGCCUGUGUAUCAAACUGUGGAAAGAUUUUCCACUUAGAAAUCUGCUCGCGUGAUUUUGCCAGUGAAGUGCGUGUCAUAAUAAACAAGGCACACCCUAAAGUAUGUGACAAAUUAAAAGCUUUAAUGGUAGAAUGGUCAGAAGAAUUUCAGAAAGACCCCCAGUUCAGCUUAAUAUCAGCCACCAUUAAAUCUCUUAAGGAAGAAGGGAUUGUGUUUCCUACAGCUGGGACACAGAGUCCCUCAGCUGUUGCCAAGAAUGGUGCAUCAUCAGGCAAAAACAAAGAAGAAGAAGAUAUAGCUAAAGCUAUUGAAUUAUCUUUGCAAGAACAGAAGCAGCAGCAGCAGCAAACCGAGACAAAAUCUUUAUACCCAUCUGUAGACACUCAGCAUAGCCAUCAAAAGCUCUCAAGAAAAGUGCGAGCCUUGUAUGACUUUGAGGCAGUCGAGGAUAAUGAACUUACCUUUAAGAGUGGCGAUAUUAUUGUUGUUUUGGAUGACAGUGAUGCCAAUUGGUGGAAAGGAGAAAAUCACAGAGGAAUGGGAUUGUUCCCUUCUAACUUUGUGACCCCUAACUUAAAUGAUGAGCCUGAAACAGUGCCUAUGGACAAGGAUGCUUCUGAAGACACUACUGAAAUUACAAAACCUGAGCCAGAGCCAGUGUAUAUAGAUGAGAAUAAGAUGGAUAAGACACUGCAGUUACUUCAGAGCAUAGAUCCACAAGAUCCUAAAUCUGAUUCUCCUGAUCUUCUGGAUUUAGAAGAUGUCUGUCAACAGAUGGGUCCCAUGAUAGAUGAAAAGCUAGAAGAAAUUGAUAGGAAACAUUCAGAAUUGUCUGAACUAAAUGUGAAAGUGAUGGAAGCUUUGGAACUCUACAAUAAACUAAUGAAUGAAACCCCUAUGUAUUCUGCAUAUUCAAAGAUGCACUCAACGGCACAGUAUGCACCCACGUCAGCCAGUGUUCCAGUGCAGUCAUAUCCCAUCCAUCCUCACAGUGGGAAUUAUGUGGUCCAUGGUAUGCCUCAAAGCUAUAAUCCAGGAAGUGAUCAGAUUGGUUCACUGAGGUCUUUACCUCCAACCAUGAAUUCAUCAGUAACAUCUCAGCCUGCUCCAACCUACAUGAGCCCUGGUCUAGAUUCUGUGCCCAGUUCUACUUACAUGAACCAGAAUUCUUGCCUCCCGCCUGCUGGUCCCGUUUCUUAUGCCCAGCCGAUGACCAUGGAUAUGCUAGCCUACCAGAACACUGCAUCCAGUUUGCCUCAAGGUCCAUGCUAUCCAGCAGUUCCCACUCAUUCACUUCCACAGCAGCAAACAAAUUAUCACCAGCAGCCUCUCCUGUGAAAAUGCAGAGUCGGAGCCUGGGAAGCGUUUUAGAUGUUGCUGACCCGUAAUCUUUUAAAUUGUCCUUCCAUUGAUUUAAAAGGAUACUUCUGCUGAAGGGAACAGACAACUAAGCAAUUUCAAAGUAAAUGUUAAUUCAGGCUUAACUGUUUUUCUGCAUAGCUGUUUAAACUAGGUGAGCUGCGGUUGUGUUUUUUUAAAAAAAGCUUUCCAAUCCUGACUUCUGUAAUAUUCUAUGUCUCCUCGCUAUUUAUAAAAAUGCCACUUCAAUUUUCCCCUCAUAAGACAAGCUUGAAAAUGAAGCUGAUAUAUGCAACUCCUGUUUGUUCUUUCCAGACUUUGGGAACAUAGUAAUUGUUUUUUAAUGGAAGCCUUAACAUUUGAAGUGCUUUCUUUGAAACUCAGUUUAAUUGGUUAGUUUGGAUUUUGAUUUACACCCUUUUGAGAUCAUAAUCUUAACAAGAUUGUCUUUUGAGAUUAUACAAUAAAGUCUUUACCAACCUGAGAGGAAAACUUACACACACACACACACACACACACUUUCAAUGUCAGAGAAAUUAAUGAAUUUUAUCUGCCAGAAUGGAUUUCUUACUUGCUUUUCUCAAAAAGUAGUGGAGUAAUAUUCUCUAUCCGAAGACGGAGAGUUUAAAGAGUACAUUUUUAACUUCAUAAAUUCCUAACGCAAAUGGACCUGAUCACAUCUAGAUCAGUCUUUUCUCUCUGUUCUCAUUCCCUGGCAUUACUGAACAUGAAGGAGAAGCUGAUAAUUAUGCUGUACUGUAGGAUUUAUGGGCUGCUUUUGUUUUAAUCCUAACUGGUAAAAUACACAUUGUGUAAGGGAGAGCGAAAAAGGAUAUGGCAAUGUAUUUUUCUAUUGUUGAGAGGUCAAAAAGAAUUCCUGACCAGGUUUUUAAAAAGAAACAUUUUCUGUUCUGGAUACUUGUUCAUUUCUUGCUGCUCAUGGAUGUUAUCCUAUUAAUAACACGAUUAUUUUGAGGGAGGAAAAAUAGAUCUUGCAUACACUAUAGUUGAAAAUGGGAAUGGACACAUUAUUAAAAUAAGCAGAAAAGUAGAAAGUCAGUGCAAAGAAACCAUUGGCAUUUUAUACUAUGCUCUGAAGAAUUAUUCUGCAGUAUCUGGUGCCUGUUGUAUCUAUCAUCAAAUGAGACCCAUUUUUCACUUCCAAUAUUGGUGCUAAGUAAGCUAUUUAGAUUUCUGGUAAUAUAGUGAUCCGGACAAUGAUGUCUUUGAGAGGGCGGUUUCAGAAAAACAUAGCUGUUGUUCAUCUCUUUCUAUCAACAAGAACACUUGGCUUUUCCUUUUUGGUAUUGGGUUUGUUUUAAUCUCAACAAUGUUUAAUUUUAAAGGCUGUUUUUUAAAAUUUUAUUUAGAACCAAAUCCAGGUUUUCUCAUUCAGCUCCAACGUUUUAUAAACAAAACGAGGAUUUUGAAUAGUGCAUUGCUCUUCCACGUUGAUACAUUAUUAGAUGGUCCAUUUAUAUUGAUCACAAUCUUUGAUACUACUUUAAGCGGUACCCAAUAUCUGACUGUGAUGUUGAGUUGAAACAGUCUUUUUUUCACUGCAUUUUCUCCUUUAUAUAUAAUGUAUAAAUAAAUGUGUGUAUAUAUAUCCACUGGUCUGAGAUUUUAUACACAACUAUAUAUAUAUACUAAUUCUCUCCAAUCACUGAAGUUUUAUAGAUAGCUGCGUUUGGCUCUAUUGUUAAUUGGUGUAAUCUUAAAAUGCAUUUAUGCAGGCUGUAAAUAUGUAUAAAUUCUGAUGUUCAAGUGGUGUAUUUAGUGUUUCGGUGUCAGUAGGGAUCAUGUUUCUUCCCUUUUCUAAACUAAAAUAUUUAUUGUUAAGGCAUGAUUAUAAUGAUGCUACCAAAGGAAUUAACAACAUAUUUCCAUAGUUAGGGCCCAGACUUUCAUUUGCAUCAGUGAGUAUUUAGCCAUUGAUUUGAAUGGAAUUUCAACUACACUGCAGACAUAUACCUAUUUUUAUAUUAAGAGUAAACAAUACUUGCUUUGCUUGACAUACAUUAACUGAAUAAAUAGAAAUUCUUUACAGUU